UGUCCGUAGUAUCACGAAAGAUACUCAGUUUGUUAAACCUGACUCUGACAUAAGUAUAAAGGCAGGCAAUAACUGAUACAUUACUACAAACCUUGGCACGUGCCUUUUCUCUUGUACUUCAUCUAAAACGGAAGAUAUUGAAAUGAGAGUUGUACAAUAUAAUGGAGACACUUUGGUGUUGUAAUAAAAAGGUCUUUUUAACUCUAUAUCUCACAUGACACAGUUCUAUAAGUUAAGAUCUGUGUUGGUUUUCUAAAGUUAUAUUGGUAGUUUUACUCAGUUUUAGGAAAGUCUAUUCUCAGAUUAUCCUUCAUACUUAGAAUGAUCCAGUGAGGGGAUCAAGUGUUGAGGUAAAUAGAUUUAUUUGGAAAUCACCGUAUUGAUAAGGAACCAGACAUAGAGGUGCUUCAGUUCUUGGUGAAGUAUUUCCUGAAAUAAACAUUUUGGAUAAAAUUAAGGAAAUGCUGACAGUAUGCCUAUCUCAAGGAAGUAAAACUAAUGGUCAAAAGCCCUGUGUCAGAAAAGCGUGAGGGAAUAAUGGCGCAUUUAGAUAUCACUGUGCUUGAACCCACAAACAGUGUGGAAAUAAGGAAAAUACAAGGAAGAAUUGAACUGGCAUGGUUGAGAUUCUAGAUCAGCUACUUAAUUAUUCAGAGUUCAUCUUUCAUUUCUUGAUGCCUGGUAAAUCAAGAUUGGGGGACUUUUAGGAUGCCUAUGUAUUCCCUACGCUAUUGAAUAUAUAUAGACUAUGAAUACAAAUUAAUCAUGAAUGUGCAGCUCUAGGCUGGGCAUUGUAACUGCAAGUUUCGGCAUUCCUGUUAGACCCAGGAUUAUUCUUACAACUUUCCUGCAUUGAAUGCCUUCUACAAAUCGCUGUAUGAAAACAAAACAAUGGUCAGAAUCAACUGAAAAGCUGCUAUAUGAUGGAAGCGCUUAGGUUCAGGCAAACUAUCAGGAAGGCAAAGUACCUUAAAUACUAAAGAUAACCAUUUGAAUACUUUUAAAAAGAAUGUUAUUUGGCCAGAAUCGAACAUCCCCUCAGGAGAAGGUUAAAUUGCCUCUGUGUCUGUCUCUGUCUAUGUGUAUAUGGGCAUUGAAUGUUUGCCCUAUAUGUAUAUAAUGAGAUCCGCCCUGAGUCCCCUUUGGGGUGAGAAGGGUGGAAUAUAAAUACUGUAAAUAAACAAAUAUUAUGCAAUUUCUGCAUGCCCUCCCAAACACAAAAAUGAUUUGAGCAGAACAACUUCAGUCUUAAUUCUGGAAUUGAAUAGCUCAACAUUACGAAAAUAGAAGUUAUGAAAUUCUUGUUAUGGCUGCUGAAAAGCAAAACCGAAAGUCGAAACCUAUCUGGCCUCAUGAUAUUAGUGACUGAAGUGUAAACAGAGACCAAUUUCCAGAAAAUAGUUUGCUGUCUCUCUAAUUCUUUUCCUGGCUAUGACUGAGUUCUCAUGGGUUCAUAUGUAUGCAGUGAAUCAUACACUGGCGGGGUUUGGGGGAGAGAUUGACCCAGCAUGACUGUAGUUGUAGUUCAUCCACAUCCUUACGCAUUUUCUAAUGGGCCCAUUCAUAAAAUCCAAAAACAAUUACGUUUAUUUCGGGAGCUCUAUGCAGAUUAAUUAUCACUCUAAGAUGCAGCAGCUACAACGGGGGGAUGUAGAAAGGGAUUUUGUUGAGAAACCCAAGAAUGGCGUUGGAGGGAGUGUGUCACUUUGAAUUUGAACUAUUUUGAUUUUUUUUUAUCUAGCCAAUAAUAACUACUUUUGAAGACUAACAGGUUUUAUUUGGCAUGAGAUUUUGCAGACUGCAACCCACUUCCUGAGAUGCAAGCAGCAGACAGAUAUUUAUGCACAAGUCUGAAGUGGGAGGAUGUAAUUAUUAAGGUGAGAGAAUGGAAAUGUAAAAAGUACAAGCUUUUAAUUGUUAAGAGUAUUCUAGUAUGUUAUUGGAAACACUAUUAGAAGUGUUUGUGAAUGCCAAAAAUGUUAAUAUUAUUGCUCUUUUAUUUGUAUUACACUAGGAAUGUAUAUGCCCACGAUAUAUGGCUUUUUCCUAUUAACCUCCACAACAAUCCUGUAAGACAAUUAUAUUGAACGAUUGUAGUAGCCCAUAGUAAUAUGGGUCUCCUUGUUCCAAGCACUUUAAAUGUUACACUACCAGUUUUCUCAGAUUUGUUUUAGCUGUCAAAAAAAGAAUGUAUUACAUUUGAUUAUAGCUCUUUACAUUCAUUUUAACUAUCAUGGCUUUCUUCUGUAAGCAAUUCUUUAAAAAAUAAUCCCCAAAGGUCCAAAAACUACAAGUCAGGAAUCCAAGCAACUGUAAAGGCUCAAUAGGCUCAAGAGGUAUCUUAUUUUUAAAUAAGAGUUAGGCUUGUUGAGUGCUAUUAAAUAAAGGUCUCUCUUGUCAAACUGCACAUAUUUGUUCCUCACGGUACUACAACUACUUUCAAUGUAUGCACAGCACAAUUAAGCAGGAAAACACUUUUAAAUCAGGAACAGAACAUUUUUCAAAUUUUGUUACACAAUGUUGUUAGCAACAUAUGAGAAACAUCACAAUUCCGGUCUCUUUCACUUUCAUUUUCAUUGAAUGUAGGGAGGAAACCAAGCCAGCACAAAAAUCAGCAGACUGCUUCCUGCUCUCUUCUGGAACAGAAGAUAGGAAGAAAGAGGAUGAAACUGGACAAGAAACACAGCAAGAAAAGAAUGAUCAUGCAAAAGCAUGCCAGACCAAAAAGGAGGAUACUUGUAAUAUCAAGGACCCAACCAUGAUUUUGGAGAAAAAUGUACCAGAAAACCCAGCUCUUCCCAUGUCUCCUGUACCAAAGGAGGACAAGAACCCAGAAGACGACUCACGCUGGAGAAGUGAGGCACUUGAGGAUAUUCUCUCUGAAUUAAAAUUGUUGAAACAAAAAAGCAAGAACAUGACACUGCAAGAAACCCUUGAAAUCAGUUCUGGAAGUUUAAAGCAUUGUUCUCCACAUAGCCUAGAAGAGCUUCCUUGGCAUUUUCUGCGGAAAGUCCUGGCUUUGAAUGUGAGCGCCCGGAACACAAACCUUGACCAGGGGACAGCUGGUGGAGAAGGUGUGAGAGGAAUGGAUAAAGAAAAGACAAUUGAUGAUAGAGUAUUCAAUAUUACUGAGAGGGAUAUAGAUUUGUCUAUGAACCCCCUUGAUGUCCUUUGUGCUCUUCUGCUUUGUUCGGAUAGUUUCCUUCAGCAAGAUAUCCUCUCCAAAAUGUCCCUGUGCCAGUUUGCCCUGCCUUUGCUUCUGCCACCCUUAGAGACUUCCAAAUGCACCCUGAUGAUUUGGGCCAUGAGAGACAUUGUGAAGAAAUGGAGGCCCCAUUCGCUGGCUGGAAGCAGAGGCUUUAGGGAAGAGAACCUGGUAUUGAUUCCCAUGCCAAUAAUAUCCUUGUCAAGCUAUAGAUUAAAUGAUUUUGAAGUAAAUGAUGACCAUUUGCAGUUACCCUGGUUGAAAUAUCUAAGUUUUAAUUUAGAGGCUCGUAAGAUGAGGAUACAAGAAAUAUCUCUCUCACUGAUAUACAAGUACAUUUCAUAUAUGGAUGAAAAAAUCAGUUCCAAAAGAGAUUAUGUUUCAACAUACUGUGGAGAACUUCUCAGUUUCAUUAAUCAGAACCUUCAAGAGGAUGAUGUUAAAAAACUUAAUACGACAUCUGCCUUUGAAGUGGACCUGAAGCUUCACAUUUUAGGAGAAUCAGCUUACAAAUUCCAGCAGAUGCAUAAAGAUUUCAUUGAAGAAAAUGAUCACCAGAAAAGACUGGAGCAACUGAAACCUCAUUAUUUUUCCAUUUUCAAAGAUCUUUAUCAGAAAAAAGAUGCCCAGCAAAUCAGAGCCAAAGGCUUCUGUGACAGGUGUCUCCAUCCUGCCUUAGAAGAGCACAUCAACAAAAGACUUGGGAUAGAAAUAAUAGAUCAAUUUCGUAACAGUGAACGUUCAAUGGAAUGUUCUGGUCGGAACUUCUUUCAGUUUACACUCUUGAAGGAGCUGUUGGAUAAAUGGAAUUUUGACCAGUAUGUAGAAUCCAUCACAAACUAUGAACAGUUUGUCAAGAACUGGAUCCAGAAACGAGUGAUAGAUUCCUAUAUCAAAAAUGAGAAUUUGAAGAACUUGGAAAAAGACAUUCUUUCAGGAGUAAUAGCAAAAGUUAAGAAUGCACUGGACAUCCUAAGAAAUAAAGAGAUUGAAACAUUCUCUAAUUUUGUGGACAAUAUUAGUCUGGAACUGCAAAAAGCCUUGGCCAUAUCUAAGAGUAAACUAGUAGGAUUAGAGUUGAGGAGUGCAUUUGAUCCUAGCAACUUCUCUGCUUAUGUUGAGAACUAUCUUCAAGAUUUGCAGAAAGAGAUACUCUCCACAUUUGAAUCAUUAGAUAUUGAAUCCAAGCUCUCAAGAUUGUCUGUGAAACCCCAGGAUGAGAUCUUCAAGCAAGUGUUUGGCUGCGGGAAGCAGUGUCCCUUCUGCAAGGUCCCCUGUGAAGCCGGCGGUGCUGCCCACAAGGAGCAUUUUGCAGCUGUCCAUCGCCCUAAAGGAUUAGGAACAUACAGAUAUGAUACCACAAAAAAGCUUGUUAUUGAUAUAUGUUCUUCUUCUGUAGCCUCCCAAGUCUCUUUCAGAUGUCCAGAAACCAAUUGGGAAUGGCAUCCGUAUAAAGAUUAUCGUAAGAUUUUUCCUGACUGGUGCAUCCAACCUGAUCCCAGUCUCAAUGCUUCUGAUUACUGGAAGUUUGUUUUAAAAGAGUUCAAUAAUGAGUUUUCCAAAAAGUAUGAAUGUAAACCAGCAGAUUUGCCUAAAGACUGGAAACAGAUAACAAAAGAACAGGCUCUCCAAGCCUUGAAGGAAUCUUAUAACAUGAAAUAGACAGCUCUCUUCUGAGUAAACAAUAAAUAUCUGAGGUUUGAAUUAUAGAGAA
This is a messenger RNA of Anolis carolinensis (green anole), 4919 nucleotides long. Its product is annotated as interferon-induced very large GTPase 1. The transcript has 4 exons. Bases 2534 to 4867 code for a protein of 777 amino acids. Lineage: Eukaryota; Metazoa; Chordata; Lepidosauria; Squamata; Anolidae. The record is from RefSeq and is a predicted model, not a curated record.